ACCUGGCAAAAUAAAGACAAGCUCCCAGCUCCUCACCAUUCAAUUGGGUACGUCACAAGUACUUCCGGGGCACAGAUCAGAAAACAUCGAUGGUGACCGCAUGUUUGUUGAAGCUGUGGAAACGCAGUUGAAUAUUAAUAUUUAAAUACAAUAAUAGCCACUAAAACACCUGCAGAAUGAAGGACACUCCACUGUCUAACUGUGAGCGGGAUUUCCUGCUUAAAGCCAUCGAGGAGAAAAAGCGCCUGGAUGGACGACAGACUUAUGACUACAGAAAGAUGAAGAUCACAUUUGGGACAGACUAUGGGUGCUGUUUUGUAGAUCUGGGGAAAACCAGGGUCAUGGCACAGGUGUCGUGUGAGCUGGUUACUCCUAAAGACAGCCGACCAAAUGAGGGAAUCAUGUUCUUCAACAUUGAGCUGUCACCUAUGGCCUCACCAGCCUUUGAACAGGGCAGACAGUCUGAGCUGUCAGUGAAGCUGAACCGACAGCUGGAGAGAUGCUUGAGAAACUCAAAGUGCAUAGAUACAGAGUCCCUGUGUGUGGUGUCUGGAGAAAAGGUGUGGCAGAUCAGAGUAGAUGUUCACAUGCUAAAUCAUGAUGGGAACCUGAUGGAUGCUGCCAGCAUUGCUGCCAUCACUGCCUUGUGUCACUUCAGACGCCCUGAUGUGGGCAUCCAGGGGGAUGAAGUCACAGUGUACAGUCCAGAGGAGAGAGACCCUAUUCCUUUGAGUAUUUACCACAUGCCCAUCAGUGUCAGCUUCGCAUUCUUUCAACAAGGAACGUAUCUGCUGGUGGAUCCCUGUGAGCGGGAGGAGCGGGUGAUGGAUGGCUUGCUGAUGAUUGCAAUGAACAAACACAGAGAGAUCUGCUCCAUCCAGUCCAGUGGGGGCAUCAUGCUGCUGAAAGAGCAGGUUAUGAGAUGCAGUAAAAUAGCAAGUGUCAAAGUGUCUGAAAUCACAGAACUCAUCAGCAAAGCCCUGGAGAAUGACAAAAAAGCACGGAAAGCAGGUGAAAGGUGUGGAUUUGCGGAGUCGAUGCCCCAGGAGAGAAUCACAGCGCUGAAAAUGGAUGAGACUCCAGUGGAGAUGACUGAUGUGUCGGAUAGAGCCAAUGACAUCGUUCAGAAAUCUGAGGGCCCGCCUCAGACUGUGCCUUCCCCAGUGGUGCCUGUUCCAGGAGUUGGUCAGGUAGGGCAGGGGCUCCAGAACACCUGGGGACUACAGGAGGAUGAGGAAGAUGAAGAGGAGGAGAAUGAUAACAGUGGUGAAGAGCAGGAAGAUGAAGUGAUGCCGAUGAAAGAGGCUAAGCACGAAGACCUGGAGAGCAGAGGAGAUGUGGUUGAGAUAUCUGACAGUGAAGAGGAAGAAGUCGUCAUACUCAAUCCAGAAAUUCCAGAAAAAGCUUCAAAAAAUACAGGAUCUAGUUCCCACCAGAAGGAGGCAGCAGCGUCAAAGAAAAGACCAAAAAAAAAAUGAAAUUAGGAUCAAAGAAUUUCUCAACCACCAAAAUGUGUGAUGUAGACCUUUACAGAGGAGUUCAUAAUGUUGUACAUUUGUGUAAGAAGUUUGGUCUAGCCUGCUAAUUACUAAACAAAAAAUGUAUUAAGCUACAUUUUAAAAAAUAUUGAAAUUUUUAUUUUUUUUUGUAUGACAUGUUUUGGUUAAAAUAAAUUACCUUAAAAAAAAUGUACAAGUGCAGGGGGAGAUUGUCUGUAUAAAUGUCAUGGUGCAGAAUUUGAAACUUGAAUGGCAUAGAUGGUAUUUGUAACUAUUAAUUUAUCUAUGCUAUACUUUCCCUCCCUUGCGUUUGCGCUUGGCAUAUAUUUGAUCUUAUUUUGAUGGUAUUUUUGGAGGGCUGUCGAGGAAAAGACAGGUUCCACCGAGAUUUGAACUCGGAUCGCUGGAUUCAGAGUCCAGAGUGCUAACCAUUACACCAUGGAACCCAUACUACCAAUUUUCAUGAAUUUUCAAUUAAUAAACUUCACUCUGACCUCCGG
This is a messenger RNA of Notolabrus celidotus (New Zealand spotty), 1999 nucleotides long. RefSeq names its product exosome component 9 (gene exosc9). The record is from RefSeq and is a predicted model, not a curated record. The transcript is spliced from 12 exons. NCBI's taxonomy places the organism in Eukaryota, Metazoa, Chordata, Actinopteri, Labriformes, Labridae. The coding region runs from base 177 to 1478 and encodes 433 amino acids. Gene Ontology annotation, cellular component: cytoplasmic exosome (RNase complex); nuclear exosome (RNase complex). Gene Ontology annotation, biological process: nuclear mRNA surveillance; exonucleolytic trimming to generate mature 3'-end of 5.8S rRNA from tricistronic rRNA transcript (SSU-rRNA, 5.8S rRNA, LSU-rRNA); U5 snRNA 3'-end processing.